This is a messenger RNA of Mercurialis annua (annual mercury), 1320 nucleotides long. Its product is annotated as polycomb group protein FERTILIZATION-INDEPENDENT ENDOSPERM. NCBI's taxonomy places the organism in Eukaryota, Viridiplantae, Streptophyta, Magnoliopsida, Malpighiales, Euphorbiaceae. The transcript has 13 exons. The coding region runs from base 47 to 1162 and encodes 371 amino acids. The record is from RefSeq and is a predicted model, not a curated record. Gene Ontology annotation, molecular function: nucleosome binding; protein binding. Gene Ontology annotation, biological process: negative regulation of transcription by RNA polymerase II. Gene Ontology annotation, cellular component: ESC/E(Z) complex.
CAGCAGUAUUUCCUAGUAUUAAAGAUCUGAAAAUCGAAGUGGGUAAAUGUCAAAAAUUGGACUAGGAUGCGAGCCAGUGUUAGGGUCACUCACUCCAUUAAAGAAGAAGGAGUACAGAGUCACCAACAGGCUCCAAGAAGGCAAACGACCCUUAUAUGCUGUCGUUUUCAAUUUCAUUGAUUCUCGUUACUUCAAUGUGUUUGCUACUGUUGGUGGCAACCGGGUGACUAUUUAUCAGUGCCUCGAAGGAGGUGUUAUAGCGGUUCUGCAAUCAUAUGUUGAUGAAGAUAAGGAUGAAUCUUUUUAUACGGUGAGUUGGGCGUGCAACAUUGAUGGAACCCCAUUUGCUGUAGCUGGAGGAAUUAAUGGUAUAAUACGCGUCAUUGAUGCUAGCAAUGAGAAGAUACACAAGAGUUUUGUUGGCCAUGGGGACUCGAUUAAUGAAAUCAGGACUCAACCACUGAAACCUUCACUUGUGGUGUCUGCAAGCAAAGAUGAAUCUGUUCGUCUGUGGAAUGUUCACACUGGAAUUUGCAUUUUGGUAUUUGCUGGUGCUGGAGGUCACCGCAAUGAGGUUUUGAGUGUGGACUUUCACCCAUCAGACAUAUACCGGAUUGCAAGUUGUGGUAUGGAUAACACUGUCAAGAUUUGGUCAAUGAAAGAAUUUUGGACAUACGUAGAGAAGUCAUUCACAUGGACGGAUCUUCCUUCAAAGUUCCCCACAAAAUAUGUUCAAUUCCCAGUUUUCUUAGCUUCAAUUCAUACAAAUUACGUCGACUGCAAUAGGUGGCUUGGUGAUUUUGUCCUGUCCAAGAGUGUUGAUAACGAAAUUGUACUGUGGGAACCAAAGACAAAGGAACAUUCUCCUGGGGAGGGUACUGUUGACAUCCUUCAAAAAUACCCUGUUCCUGAGUGUGACAUUUGGUUUAUCAAAUUCUCAUGUGAUUUCCAUUAUAAUGCAGCUGCUAUAGGGAAUAGGGAAGGGAAGAUCUAUGUGUGGGAACUGCAAAGUAGUCCCCCUGUUCUCCUUGCAAGGCUAUCUCAUAGCCAAUCGAAAUCUCCAAUUAGGCAAACCGCAAUGUCCUUCGAUGGAAGCACCAUCCUUAGCUGCUGCGAGGACGGAACCAUAUGGCGCUGGGAUGUAGUCUCAUCCGCUUCAUAAGUACAUGUCUCGGUGACUUUUUUUCGGCGCGGUAGUUCAGGUUUAAUGUAAUUUUUUUAUCUUUUUAUGGGAAGUGUGUUUAAUGGAACUACUAACGAAAAAACAUUCUUUUAAUUAUUUUUAGGUAAUUAUAUAUAUAUAAACUUUAUUUUUCAUUA